Molecule: messenger RNA, 2734 nt
Organism: Danio rerio (zebrafish)
Lineage: Eukaryota; Metazoa; Chordata; Actinopteri; Cypriniformes; Danionidae
Gene: plag1
Product: pleiomorphic adenoma gene 1
Biological process (GO): regulation of gene expression; regulation of transcription by RNA polymerase II
Cellular component (GO): nucleus
Source: RefSeq, marked provisional
GGAAAGAGGGGAAAGCAAACAAUUUUUAGGCCCGCCGCGUCCAGCAAAAAAUAUGAGAAAAAAAUUAUUAAAAAUCCGGGAAAUAGUUGAAAGUCAAGAAAAAUACCGUAGAAAGGAUGUUAACGCACCCGCGGGCCUUAUGUCUCUGCUGUGUUGAAGAUUUGGGCUUUCUCGCACUCUCUGUGCUGGGACGUAUCAUUCGUGUCCACCACAUGGCUUGCUAUCGCUAAGUUGCCAUGGCAACAGUAUCUCCAAAAGACUGCCCCACUGUGGCAGAUCACUGUCGGGUGAGGAAAAGGAGAGAGGAGGGGAAAGUGAGGAAGAACUUCUCCUGUCAGUUGUGCGAGAAGGCCUUCAACAGCUUGGAGAAGUUGAAGGUGCAUUCAUACUCUCACACAGGGGAAAGACCGUAUCACUGCACACACACUGACUGCACCAAGGCCUUCGUCUCUAAGUAUAAACUCCUACGGCACAUGGCCACACACUCACCAGAAAAGACACACAAGUGCAGCUACUGCGAGAAGAUGUUCCACCGCAAAGAUCACCUAAAGAACCAUCUCCAUACACACGACCCCAACAAGGAGGCUUUCAGCUGCACUGAAUGCGACAAGAGUUACAACACGAAACUGGGUUUUCGAAGACACCAAGCCCUUCAUGCUGCGCAGCGUGGAGACCUCACCUGCCAAGUGUGCCUGCAGUCAUAUCCAAGCACUCCCCUGUUGCUGGAGCACCUACGUGGGCAUGCCGGGAAAAGUGCUACUGCAACUAAGGAGAAGCGACAUCAGUGUGAUCAGUGUGAAAGGCGUUUUUACACCCGUAAGGAUGUGCGACGCCACUUAGUUGUGCAUACUGGACGCAAAGACUUCCUUUGCCAGUACUGCGCCCAACGAUUCGGUCGAAAGGAUCAUCUAACCCGUCAUGUUAAGAAAAGCCAUGCUCACGAGCUGCUGAGGGUCAAGGCAGAGCCUGUAGAUUUGAUGGAAUCCCAAUCCUUGCCAACAUCUGGGCCACUCACUCUAAGGUAUCCACUCGCUCAUGCCUCCUACUCACCACCGCCACCCUUGAGAGCAGAGCUUGAAAGUUAUCUUCUAGAGCUACAGGCUGAAGAUACACCCAAGCUGAGUUCUUCCACCACGGUGACCGGAGAGACAACAUCAUCCCUGGAUUUUCUGUCUCCACUGUUUAAUUUUCUGCCUUACAACCAAGGGGCGGGGUCUAAUUUGGGAGUGACUUACAGCCAGGAGGAUGGGAUUUUGACCGCUCCCAUUCAAGACAGCCCAGAGCCUCUCAACCUCCUUCACACAAUCACACACUCACACUCGCUGUCACAAUCCAACACACUCUCUCCCAGUUAUACACAUUCACCGUCUCUGAAUACAACCACCACCCUGCCUCGCUUCCACCAAGCCUUCCAGUAACCCAAAUACAUUCACACACUUACUUAAGUUUUCUCGCACUUUUUAAAGCACUCUAAUGUUUAUCAACUUAGCCUUUAAUACAAAAAGCACAAGUCCCACAAGGCUUGCCAAGGCAACAAUCUGCUCCCUCUUGCAAAUACUGCAUUUAAGUCAUACUUGAAGAGAUGACAAAUGCAUUUCUAGUUUUACUUCUUGUCUAGAGGAUUUUGAAUUACCUCUCCAUUAAAUAGACGUUUAAUAGAUCAGAGCUCAGAUUGCAGUGAAGUUUUGCUCUUAAAAUGCCGACAGAGAAAGCAUAGCCUUUAAUGUCCUCUCGUUAACACUUUAAACUUAUAGCAAGUUCCAUCAAAACUUAAAGAUAUUUUUUUUAUGUUGUUUCUUUGUCUGUUGUAUGGCUCAUGAACUUUUGGGUACUGAUAUCUACCAGCAUUUAGUGACCAUGUCACAUUUACAGCCAAAGGCAACCAAAACCCUCAUAGCUAUAGAGAGAAAGGCUCAUCUCGUUAUGUUUUUUUUUUUUUAAUGGCUGUUUGCCUUCAUGCUGCUGCUCAUUGUAAGAGCCUCAAAGGACACCAGCACAGGAAUGCUUCACAGUUCACACCAACAAAGGGAAAGAAGGACGGAGACUCUCUCUCACACAUACACUCAUAUCCCUUUUCUCUCUUACUAUAUUCAACCUCAUCCACCAGAAUGCUGGCUGUUGCACUGAUCAGAGCUGUCAAUCAAUGAAAAAAAAACAACAACAUUCAUUUCAGUUUUGCUGUCUCGGUUUAAGCUUAUAGCUUAUACUCCAAAAGAUGAAUGCAAUCUGUGACGGACGCUUUCAUUCUAUUGACUUUUUAAUGUAUCUGAAUAUAAGCUGAGGGUGUAAUUGAUUUUGGAAUCAAAUCUAUAGAAGUUUGUGAUCACCAUAAAGGUUAUUCACACUGACUGUGAUUUGCAAAGCAACCAGUUGCCCCAUUUAUUUUUACUGAGAGCUGGCGUUUGAGGUGCCACAAAUGACAAAGACCUCAACCCUUAUGCAAAUGGCCAGUGACACAAUGUGUUGGCUACCAGUGGGAGUCCGCACACAUAUAAGAUCAGACAUAUGGUGAUCAGCAUGUGGUCAAUCUCCAGCGAUGUAAUCGCUACCAUUGUGAACGUGUCUUCCUCUAUAGACAUCCUCUAGAGACAGAUCUGUGUGUGUGUGUGCUUGCUUAUAGAUGAUUGACAGAUUGUUGGUUAAAUGUGUGUUAUGAUGGUUUCUGAUUUAUUUCCUCAGAAACUGAAGGUUGUUAAAAGCUUAAACAUUCAGAAUCUCCAUUUGGGGCAUAUGU